GGGGUUGUUUAUAUUCGACGAAUCCGUGUGGCGUAAACAGUGCUGGACCGCCAGCUGGAAUGCAUCGGUUUUAAAUAAUCCUAAAAUAUUUCCAGCAUUUCCCGAAUUAGUUUCCCAUGAAAGAAGUGUAAUUUCACCACGGGAAGCUCCAGACAUGCAAACGUCUAUCCAAGAUUUGCCAGAAGAGAUGCUGGUCAAAAUUACUUCCUAUUUAGACCUGGAGGAUCGUAAAUCGGUCAGUCGUGUUUGCCUCUGGUGGUCUAAACUGGCGUUCCGCCAAUCAAACGUCCAACUAGAAAUCGAUGUUCGCAAAUCGAGACGGGAUUGUAACUGUAGUUCUAAAUGUGGUUGUAAUUUGGAUCGUACCUAUCUACGGGUGCUGAUGGCUAGCCAAAGGCACUACAAACACCUGCUGUUCUAUUUCGGGACCAGACAAAACAAAACUGAUUUGAUGCUAACCAUACUGAGCAAGUUUGCAAAAUCGCUCGAAACUCUGAAGCUGAUAUCGGACUGCUCCGUUUCGGUGCGGUUGGAUUUUCUCCGACGAAUUGUAGACUAUUGCCAGAAUCUUAAAACGCUUCACCUGCAGUCCAUUCUAUUCUACGAUAAUGAGGGUGAGGCGAUACGAUUCGGUGUACUGCCCAAACUAGAACGCCUAUACUUGAGAAGCAAUCUUCUGGAGUUAACUCAAGUUGAUGUUAAAACAAUCACACCAAAUAUUACCUCUUUGUUCAUGCGAGUCAGUUAUGUCUCGAAGCGACCGGUAGAUUUUGUCACUUACUUUGCUUCACGCUUGACGCAAUUGGAUGUUUGUUUCUUAACCGCGGACUAUUUUCAACCAUUUUCCAAAUUGCAUUUUCCACGGCUGGAAAAGUUUAGCUUGUCGUCUGCUGAUUCGCUAGUUGAAGAAGAUGAAUAUCUGGAGGAGUAUGUUGAUUUCGUCCAACGACUAGGCAAGCUCAAGGAAAUCAAACUGCAGUAUAAAAUUAGCACGGCCGUACUUGGAAAUUUGGUUCAGUUUUGUGAAAAUCUAGUAGUUCUUAGUCUGUACACCGAAGAUUUAACCGAUGAGCACUUCUUGGGCCUUGCUGAGCUGAAAUGUUUAAAGACCUUACGACUUAUGAAAGCAACUAUCGUUAUUAGACAGCCGGAGUUGUGUCCUGUGUUACCCAACGUUCAACAGCUAACGGUGGACGGAGCCACGAUCGAAAAUUGCCACACGUUCAAUGGCUUCCUGAGACAUUCAUUUCCAGCCCUAGUUUCCCUCCAGCUGUUUCGACUCUGCAACAAGCAAGAGAAUGAACGCUGCUCAACACUCUCGUUUUACAAAAUUAUUUUGGGGAAUUUGACUGCUCUAGAACGAUUAGCGUUGGAUGAACAUGGUAAACUAUUGAGCUGGUACCUGUUAGCCACAUUCACCGCACUAACGCGACUCCGAGAGUUACGACUCAGAUUCAAGGCUAUGACCGACCGCCCUUUGAUGUCUGGCCAGCUGCGUCGUGUUGCCAACACAAUUCCUGUUAACACUCUGAUCCUGAGCUUUAUUAAGAUCAAAAAUAGAGAGAUACGAAAGCUGGUUUAUAUGUUUCCGAAUGUGAGACUGAUAGAAGCUGUGGGCUGCUCUCCGGUGGGCUUACAAUCUGUGCGAAAUAUACUACCCAAUUGUGUGGUCCGCCAAAAGCAUAAACUGCGGAUGGAUGAGUAUAAAAAGGACUGAUGAUUAUUUUCUUGCUGCAGCCAUCGCAGACGAAUCUUCCGUAAUUUUAACCAACUCCUUGUCAGUCCUACGAGGCAUUACAUCAGGAACUUCAAUUCAUCCAUUCGUACAGGCCAUCGAGUCCCACCAAGACCCACUGAUCACACUGUGGAUCCCUGGCCACAGCGGCAUCAGAGGGAACAUAGAUGCCGACCGGAUACACAACAGAGGUGCCAGAGGUCCGACAAUUAGAAGAAAUACCAUCAUCGACAUAUACAGAGAAUUCAACAUAAACCAGCAGAACGGAUUCACUAACCACUGGCGGUGAUCCCGAGGCCCCACACAGAAGGUAAAGGGAUCUGCCAACUUCUGGAUCGACCGAGCCAGUUUGAAAGAACAACGAAUGCUCUCCCGACACCGGGUUCAACACACGAGAAUUACACCCACACCAUCUCUAGGGAACUAACAACGUAAUGUACCACAUGCAACACUCGACUCUCUGUUGAACACCUUCUAUGCAACUGCCGGGAACUCGAGGACCUCCGGACACAGCAUGAUCUGACCAAUUCAGUCUGAGACGUGCUGUCCGACGACCCGGUCAGGGAGGAAGCACUUUUUCUAUUUUUAAAGGAGGCCCGCCUAUACGACCGCAUCUGAAUCAACCAGACCAUACGUGGACCCUCUGCCAUACCUUCGUCGGCUGAUGUAGACCUUCACUAGCGGAACGCAACCGACUGUGGGCCCUGCAGCUAACCGGGUUUUUGUUUUGUUCUUUUUACUCGUAGUUAAUACUUUUAUGCAAAC
Molecule: messenger RNA, 2500 nt
Organism: Topomyia yanbarensis
Lineage: Eukaryota; Metazoa; Arthropoda; Insecta; Diptera; Culicidae
Exons: 5
Coding region: 155-1717 (520 amino acids)
Molecular function (GO): protein binding
Source: RefSeq, a predicted model, not a curated record